AUGGACAUCUUCGAGAAACGCAUCGACAAGGGCGUUUCCACACGAUUUUUGUUUGCAGAGACCGAUGAAACGCCCGAACAGGCGACCGGGAAAAUGGCCGGUGAAACGCCCAGUGAAACGCUGGAUGAAACUCCCGUGGAACCUAAUGGGGAAACUCCUCAUAAAACUCCCAGUGAAACUCCUCAUAAAACUCCCAAUGAAACUCCCAGUGAAACUCCCAGUGAAACUCCCGAUAAAACUCCCCGCGGGAAGGCGGGUGAGAACGCGUUGUACCGCGGUUUUAUGGAGUAUAUGUUGGCGAUCGCUCCGGGAAACGCCCACGCGGUGGAUUUGGCGUUACAUUAUCUGGAGGGAACCCGCGGUUUUGAGGCGGAUCCGGCGCGGGCGAAGGAAAUGCUGCGGGAAUCCACCGCGGGACUGGCGCGGUUUUAUCUGGGCGUGAUGAGUCAGAGCGAAGAAUUGGGCGGCGAAGACGUGGAAGCCGCCAAAAUGAACUUCGACGCCGCUUGUAGGGAUAACCGCGGGGAUGUGAAUUAG
Messenger RNA from Blastocystis hominis, 537 nucleotides. RefSeq lists its product as hypothetical. The transcript has a single exon. The record is from RefSeq and is a predicted model, not a curated record. NCBI's taxonomy places the organism in Eukaryota, Bigyra, Opalinata, Blastocystidae. The coding region runs from base 1 to 537 and encodes 178 amino acids.